This is a messenger RNA of Bufo bufo (common toad), 3702 nucleotides long. It is a transcript of the gene DIAPH1, whose product is annotated as diaphanous related formin 1. Lineage: Eukaryota; Metazoa; Chordata; Amphibia; Anura; Bufonidae. Gene Ontology annotation, cellular component: actin filament; cytoplasm. Bases 237 to 3452 code for a protein of 1071 amino acids. Gene Ontology annotation, molecular function: small GTPase binding; actin binding; microtubule binding. Gene Ontology annotation, biological process: actin cytoskeleton organization; actin filament polymerization. The record is from RefSeq and is a predicted model, not a curated record. The transcript has 27 exons.
GAUUCUAUGCUAAUGAGGCCCGGUCAGUGUGUACUGGGGCAGGCUAGCGCUCACAGGGCAGCGCGCCGAGUGCAGGACGUACCCGGGGCCCGGAGUCACACAGGGGAGCCGGACUGGCGCUCGACGGAGACACGCGGGAUUACUAGAGCACUACACCGGAGCGGACCGAGUUCACCGAACCGGCCGGAGCUUCGUUCCCUUCCCAGCCAGGCCUCCGGGGAGAGAGAGCCGGCGGCAUGGAUCCUCCAGCCGGGGGAGGCGGCUAUGGAGGUGCACCUCCUGCUCCCACCAAGAGCACCAAGGAGAAGAAGAAAAUGAAGAACCCGGAGGACGGAGGAGGCGAAAAGUCCAAGAAAUUUACAUUUAAGCGUCUCAUGGUAGAUGAGCUGGAACGAUUCACAAGCAUAAGGAUAAAAAAGGAGAAGGAGAAGGAGAAGCCUUACAUGUCCCACAGGAACUCUGCAAACUACACCGACAGUCCUCUGCAGAUCCUGCAGGAACUCAAUGAUGAAACUGUGCUGGAAUUGUUUGAACAGAUGCUGAAUGACAUGAACCUCAAUGAGGAGAAACAGCAGCCCUUACGGGGGAAAGACAUCACAAUAAAACGAGAGAUGGUCUCUCAGUAUCUGCACACUUCAAAAGCGGGUAUGAACAAAAGGGAGAACACAAGGUCUGCGCAAAUGUACAUCCAGGAUCUCAAAUCAGGUUUGGGGGAUGCAAACCUCCUGUCCUGUUUAGAAUCCCUGAGAGUUUCGCUGAACAACAAUCCAGUCAGUUGGGUGCAAAAUUUUGGUGCGGAAGGUCUUGCCUGUCUCCUAGAUAUUCUCAGACGACUACAAGAUGAGCCGUCAUCCCAACGUGAUUUCAAGAGUGAACAUGAAAUCAUAAGAUGUUUGAAAGCGUUUAUGAACAACAACUUUGGAAUAAAGACAGUGUUGGAAGCAGAGGAUGGUGUUUUACUGUUAGCAAAAGCUGUGGAUCCUAUUGUUCCUGUCAUGAUGAUUGAUGCAUUGAAGUUGCUUUCGGCUCUGUGUAUUCUCCCACAACCUGAGGAUAUGCAUGAACGUGUCCUUGGAGCACUCACUGACAGAGCAGAAAUUUAUGAAAUGGAAAGAUUUAAACCUCUUCUGGAUGGGUUGAAAUCUGGCCCAGUUGCGCUUAAGGUGAGCUGUAUGCUCUUAAUCAAUGCCUUGAUCAGCCAAGGAGAAGAGUUGGAUUACCGGGUUCACAUACGCAGCGAAUUGAUGCGUUCAGGACUGAAUCAAUUAGUAAAGGAACUUCAAACUAUUGAGAAUGAUGAACUGAAGGUGCAGCUCAAUGUGUUCCUGGAUCACUGUGAAUAUGAUUCUGAUGACUUGCGCGGUCGUCUGGAAGACAUUAGAGUUGAAAUGGAUGAUGUUCAAGAAGUUUUCCAGGUUCUGCAUAACACUGUAAAAGACUCUGCAGCAGAACAGCUGUUUCUCUCUAUCUUACAGCACCUCUUAUUGAUCAGAAAUGACUAUGAUGCCAGACCGCAGUACUACAAGCUGAUUGAUGAAGUAGUGUCUCAGAUAAUCCUACACAAAAAUGGAGCUGAUCCCGACUUCAAAUGCAAACGUUUAAGCAUUAAUAUUGAAGGCCUAUUAGAUCACUUGAUUGAUAAGAAAAAAGUUGAAGAAAGCGAGUCCAGAUCUCGGGAUUUGGUAAAAAAGCUGGAUGUGGAAAUCACUGCAAGACAUGAGCUCCAGGCAGAAAUAAAAGCCAAAGAAGGCGACUUUGAGCAGAAGUUAUCUGAUCUUCAAGGAGAGAAACAGACCCUGGAUUCUGAGAAGCAGCAGGUUACCACGGAGAAGCAAAAACUGGAGACCGAAGUCUCUCAGCUUUCUGAGUCUGUUGCUAAACUGACAAAGGAGCUUGAAGAUGCAAAAAAAGAAAUGGCCACUAUGUCAGUCUCUACUGUUGUACCAGUUCCUCCUCCAGUCCCAGGAUCGGGUCCCACUCCUCCUCCCCCACCACCACCACCUCCCCUGCCAGGAGGAUUUGGAGGACCUCCCCCACCACCACCUCCUCUCCCUCCUUCCAUGGGAGGACCCCCUCCGGCUCCACCCUUAUGGGGUGGACCUCCACCGCCACCACCAUUUCCACAGGCUUUUGGUGGUGCUGCUCCUCCUCCACCGCCACCACUUCCCGGUGCUUCUGGUAUUCCUCCACCACCACCUCUUCCAGGAGCUCCCCCUCCACCUCCUCUUCCUGGUGGUUUUGGUAUGCCACCACCACCUCCCCCUUUCCCUGGUGGUCCUGGAAUUCCACCACCACCACCACCAGCUUUUGGAGGUCCCCCUCCUCCACCAGGACUUGGAGGCUGGGGUGCACCUGCAGUACCAACUCUCCCCUUUGGAUUGGCACCGAAAAAAGAUUACAAACCAGGUGUGCAAUUGAAACGACCAAACUGGUCAAAGAUUACUCCCAGAGAGCUCUCGGAGAAAUCUUUCUGGACCCAGGCAAAAGAAGACCGAUUUGAGAAAGAUGAGCUGUUUGCAAGAAUAUCCCUCACCUUUUCUGCACAGACCAAGUCUGCUAAAGUGAAGAAAGAGCAAGAUGCCGAUGAUACGAAAGCACCACCAAAGAAAAAGGCAAAAGAAAUCAAAGUAUUGGAUUCAAAGACUGCCCAGAAUCUGUCAAUUUACUUGGGAUCAUAUCGUAUGCCCUAUGAGGAAAUAAAAAAUGUCAUCCUUGAAGUUAAUGAAGAAGUGCUGACAGAAUCUUUGGUCUCAAAUCUAAUUAAGCAGUUGCCAGAUGGUGAUCAACUUCAGAGGUUGGCAGAGCUGAAGGAUGAAUACAAUGAUUUGGCAGAGCCUGAGCAGUUUGGAGUUGUGAUGAGCUCUGUACCCCGCUUAAGACCGCGCCUGAAUGCCAUCCUGUUUAAGCUAGUCUUCAGUGAACAUGUUGAAAACAUCAAGCCAGACAUUGUGUCAGUCACUGCUGCAUGUGAAGAGGUGAAAAAGAGCAAAAGCUUUGCCAGCCUAUUAGAAAUCACACUGCUUGUGGGCAAUUUUAUGAACGCUGGAUCCAGGAAUGCUGGGGCUUUUGGAUUUGACAUUGGCUUCCUCUGCAAGCUUAAAGAUACCAAGUCCGCUGACCAGAAGACUACAUUGUUGCAUUUUCUUGCUGAGAUCUGUGAACAGGACUAUCCUGAUGCUUUACAGUUCCCUGAUGAGAUGGUCCAUGUAGAAAAAGCCAGUAGAGUGUCAGCCGAAACACUGCAGAAGAACUUGGAUCAAAUGAAAAAACAAAUCUCUGAUCUUCAGCGAGACAUUGAAACCUUCCCUCCUUCAAACAACGAGAAGGAUAAGUUUGUGGAGAAAAUGACUAUAUUUGUCAAAGAAGCCCAAGAGCAGUAUACAAAGUUAUGCAUGAUGCACGACAACAUGGUUUCCUCGUUUGAAGAGUUAGGGGGGGUACUUUGUGUUUGACCCCAAGAAGGUCACAAUUGAGGAGUUCUUCCUAGAUAUGCACAACUUCCGAAACAUGUUUAUGCAAGCUGUCAAAGACAAUCAGAAAAAACGUGAAGCUGAAGAGAAACUCAAGCGAGCCAAACUGGCCAAAGAAAAGGCAGAGAAAGAGAAACUGGAGAAACAACAGAAGAAAAAUCAGUUAAUAGACAUGACUGCAGAGGGUGAUGAGACUGGUGUGAUGGACAGUUUGCUAGAAGCCCUGCAGUCC